AUGGGUAAAGGCAAGAACCCUGACAAGGACAAGGAAGAAUUAAGUGUUCCAGUGCCCCCGGAUGGAGGAUGGGGAUGGAUGGUUGUGUUUGGCUCCUUUGCUCUUCAUAUUAUUGCCGAUGGAAUCGUUUACUCAUUUGGAGUGUUCUACAUUGACUUUCUGGAGUACUUCAAGGGAGGCAAAGGAGAGACAUCUUGGGUCGGUUCUCUUGUGCCUGGAGUAACACUCACUGUUGGACCCAUCGCAAGUGCCCUUACAAAUCGUUAUGGUUGUCGUGUGGUGACAAUAGCUGGUGCCUUGGUUGCUUCGCUUGGCUUCAUUCUCAGUCUCUUUGCCCCAAACAUCUAUUACCUCUAUUUCUCAUUUGGUAUAAUGUCUGGUCUGGGAUUUGGACUCAUGUACCUUCCCGCUAUUGUCAGUGUGGGACACUACUUUGAGAAAAAACGUGCCUUUGCCACUGGAAUAGCAGUAUGCGGUUCUGGAGUGGGAACUUUUAUUUUUGCUCCUCUUUCCAAGCUUUUGUUAGACGAAUAUACUUGGCGUGGGGCUACUCUAAUUGAGGCAGGAAUCAUUCUCAAUUGCAUAAUUUUUGGAUUUUUAUUUAGACCUUUGUUACCUUCAAAGCAAGGGAAAACAAAAUAUGAUGUUGAAGCAAAUGGCAAAAGUGAAAAAGAGGCACUUAUGAAGGAAAAUGAGGAAGGAAAACGAAACUCUUCCCUUCAAAUUCCGUCUGUGACCUUGACAACGGAACCAAGUUCACCCUCAUCCGUUGUGGCUUUUGAUGCGAAUAAAAUUCUUGGCAGGGUUCAAGUUGAGGAGAAUGGAUUAGCACAAAUGGUAAGAAGUGAUGGUGCUCUUCAUAAAAUGAAUGGGUACUUAUCAUCCCCUCCGAAUUCUCCUACAAGUAAUGUGGCCCCUGUGGUCCUUCGCUCAGGAACAUUCAGACGUCAACAUUCCACCAUGUCAUCCUCUAGCCAUCUGUCACCUCUUGCUCGUAAAGACAUUUUCUACAGCGGGAGUUUGAUCAACAUUCCUCAGUACAAAUCCAACCCUGAUCUUUAUGUGACCAGUGUUCUCUCCAUUCCAGAACAAGUUGCAAAUGAAAAUGAUUGGUGUAUUUUCCGAUGUUUAAAUCUUUCUCCAGAAGUACGAGAUGCAGUGAGACAGAUGCUAGAUUUCUCGCUUCUAAAGGAUCCUAUUUUUCUGAUGUUUGUUGUGUCCAACUUUUUCACAAGUAUCGGUUUCAACAUGCCAUAUAUUUACCUGCCGGACAGGGCAUUAGAAUCAGGUAUUUCAAAAACAGAUGCUGCGUUACUGGUGUCUGUGAUUGGGAUUGCUAACACUAUUGGUCGAGUUGUGUUUGGAUGGAUGGCAGACCAGAAGUGGGUGAAUCGUUUGAUGCUGUAUAACACAGCCCUAACGAUCUGUGGUGUUGCCACUGCAUUGAGUCCUCUACAUAACAGCUUUGAGUUCCUGUUGUGUUAUGCUGCAGUCUUCGGAGCCUUUAUUGGUGUCUAUGUAGGACUUACUUCUGUGGUGUUGGUGGACUUACUGGGGCUCGACAAGCUGACCAACUCCUUUGGACUGUUGCUUAUGUUUCAGGGAGUAGCCACUCUGAUUGGUCCACCUAUUGCAGGCUGGCUGUAUGAUGCUACAGGUAGUUACGAUGUUUCAUUCCAGCUGUGUGGGACUAUCGUAGCCAUCAGUGGCUUCAUGCUGUAUUUUAUUCCAUUAGUUCAGAAAUGUCUUGGUCGUGAAGGAAUGGCUGGAAAAGGUGUCGAGUUGACUGUUACAGUGGACAGUAACGAAGUGGAGGGGGACCAAUGA
Ylistrum balloti is the source of this 1827-nucleotide messenger RNA. RefSeq names its product monocarboxylate transporter 5-like. Gene Ontology annotation, molecular function: monocarboxylic acid transmembrane transporter activity. The record is from RefSeq and is a predicted model, not a curated record. The transcript has 5 exons. Gene Ontology annotation, biological process: monocarboxylic acid transport; transmembrane transport. Lineage: Eukaryota; Metazoa; Mollusca; Bivalvia; Pectinida; Pectinidae. The coding region runs from base 1 to 1827 and encodes 608 amino acids.